Messenger RNA from Carassius carassius (crucian carp), 3539 nucleotides. RefSeq names its product solute carrier family 6 member 6b (gene slc6a6b). Gene Ontology annotation, cellular component: plasma membrane. Bases 204 to 2081 code for a protein of 625 amino acids. Gene Ontology annotation, biological process: neurotransmitter transport; taurine transmembrane transport; sodium ion transmembrane transport. NCBI's taxonomy places the organism in Eukaryota, Metazoa, Chordata, Actinopteri, Cypriniformes, Cyprinidae. Gene Ontology annotation, molecular function: taurine:sodium symporter activity. The record is from RefSeq and is a predicted model, not a curated record. The transcript has 14 exons.
GCGCUGCUGCCGCGCACGGGAGGCAGGCCGGUGUUUUUCCACAAGUGAUGUCUAAUGGUCACCCAUGUUGAGAGACAAAGGUCAGAAAAAAGAAGCUCAUAAACUAAAUGUACCGCUGCCGCUGCUAUUCAGCACCGAGCAGCCGCACAAUACAGAAGAGACACGAGCCCUUCAAAGGAAUUAAAGGAAAUAAACAGUAAAGCAUGGCCCAGAAGGAGAAACUUCAGUGUCUAAAGGACUUCCACAAGGACAUUCUGAAACCCUCCCCAGGAAAGAGCCCAGGCACAAGGCCAGAGGAUGAAGCAGAGGGAAAACAUCCCCAAAGGGAAAAGUGGGCUAGCAAGCUUGACUUUCUUCUAUCAGUCGCCGGGGGCUUUGUUGGUUUAGGCAACGUUUGGCGGUUCCCGUACCUCUGCUACAAGAAUGGUGGAGGUGCUUUUCUCAUCCCGUACUUCAUUUUCCUGUUUGGUGGAGGACUGCCUGUAUUCUUCCUGGAGGUGGCGCUUGGUCAGUUCACCUCUGAAGGAGGAAUCACCUGCUGGGAGAAACUUUGCCCCAUUUUUACAGGUAUCGGCUAUGCAUCCAUAGUGAUUGUGUCUCUGCUGAACAUCUACUACAUUGUGAUUCUGGCCUGGGGCUUGUACUACCUGUUCCAGUGCUUUCAGCCAGAGCUUCCCUGGGCAAGCUGCAACAACAAAUGGAACACAGAAAAUUGUGUGGAGGAUACCCUCCGCAAGAACAAGACACUCUGGGUGGCUGCGAAUGCUGCUAACUUCACUUCCCCCGUCACUGAGUUCUGGGAGCGAAAUGUCCUCAGCAUCUCAGAUGGUAUCGAGCAGGUGGGUCAUAUUAAAUGGGACCUGGCUCUGUGUCUGCUCGCUAUGUGGGUCAUCUGUUUCUUCUGCAUCUGGAAGGGUGUUAAGUCCACUGGGAAGGUUGUGUACGUAACAGCAACAUUUCCAUUUGUCAUGUUAAUUGUCCUGCUUGUACGGGGUGUCACUCUUCCUGGGGCAGCCGAGGGCAUCCAAUUUUAUCUGUACCCAAAUGUGACUCGCCUUGGAGACCCAGAGGUGUGGAUCGAUGCAGGGACACAGAUUUUCUUCUCUUAUGCCAUCUGUCUUGGAGCCAUGACGUCACUGGGAAGCUACAACAAGUACAAAUACAACUGCUACAGGGACUGUUUGCUGCUGGGAGGCCUGAACAGCGCUACAAGUUUUGUGUCUGGCUUCGCAAUAUUUUCCGUCCUGGGCUUCAUGGCACAAGAGCAAGGGGUGGACAUAGCCGAUGUGGCAGAGUCAGGUCCUGGUUUGGCCUUCAUUGCUUACCCUAAAGCUGUGAGUAUGAUGCCACUUCCAACAUUUUGGGCAAUUCUUUUCUUCAUCAUGCUUCUGCUGUUGGGCCUCGACAGUCAGUUUGUUGAAGUGGAAGGGCAGAUCACCUCCCUAGUGGAUCUGUAUCCAUCCUUCCUAAGGAAGGGUUAUCGGCGUGAAAUCUUCAUUGCUAUAGUCUGUUUUGUGAGCUACCUGUUGGGACUUACCAUGGUCACCGAGGGUGGCAUGUACGUAUUUCAACUCUUUGACUACUAUGCAGCCAGUGGCGUGUGCCUUUUAUGGGUUGCAUUCUUUGAAUGUAUUGCUGUUGCCUGGGUUUAUGGCGCUGAUAAUUUCUAUGAUGCGAUUGAAGAGAUGAUUGGUUACAGACCAAACCCCUGGAUGAAGUGGAGUUGGACUGUAAUCACACCUCUUCUGUGUGUGGGAUGCUUUGUCUUCUCAUUGGUCAAGUACACACCCUUGAGAUACAACAAAGUCUACGAGUACCCGGAUUGGUCUAUUGGAGUCGGCUGGACCCUUGCCCUCACGUCCAUGAUCUGCAUACCAAUGGUGGUUGUGAUCAAAAUCAUUCAAUCAGAUGGACCCCUUAUAGAGAGGAUCAAAGCGGUGGCGGCACCUGUGAAGGGAGGAGCCAGUUCUUGCCCUCAGGAGUACCAGCCCAAAUGCAACGAGCUGGCGAAGCCGCUGGACCCCAACUGGAACGGAGGCUUGAUGAAGCCCACCCACACCAUCGUAGAAACUAUGAUGUGAACGCUCUCUGUGAGAGGAUUCAAUGACCUGCUUUUCCAUUUUAUAUAUAUAUAUAUAUAUAUAUAUAUGAUUCUAUAUAAUACAUGUAUUAAAAAUAUACUCUGUAACUUUUGACAUAGUCGUAGGACCAGGUUUACAUUGCUACGCAUCUGCACUAGGAGUCCUUGUUUUGUUUUGUUUUUCUACAGAGAAAGUUAGAUUUUUCUGUCUGUAUUUUUAAUAUUUUUAUCACUAUUAUAUUACUAUUAUUGUCGCUGUUAUUAGAAUGAGAACAGAUCGUAAACAGCAGUAUCCUGAACGUAGAACCAUGACCUUUCUAUUUUUGUAACUUUUAUCUUGUACAUAUCGAAAUCAUACUGUGUUUAUUUUUUUGAGAAUCAUGGGGAAAACACAAAGGGCUCCGUAAACGUGAAUCGCGAAAAGUAAUGUUGGUUUACAAAGAUCUAAAAAAUACAAAAAAACACCCUCAUCCUCGCCAACAUGAAAGGCUCAUCUUUUUAGGGAUAGAAGUCAUUAUGCAUUAUUGUAGAGCUUUAAGUGUGUCCCGACAAACUGUUUAGACUGGAGAUUGUGCUAUCCGGAAGAAUCGAGCCGUAACCACUGCUUGUUUUCAUUGCACUAUACCACUACACUCUCCAUAUUGUUGCACCAUUUAAAUGGAUAGUUUACAAAAAAAAUUCGUCAUCAUUUACUCACCCUCAAUUUGUUCCAAACCUGUAAGACUUUUCGUUUUAGAUAGAAUGAUUCAUCAUACAAUAAAAGUCAAUGGGGUACAAAACAUUGACUUUCGGGGACCAUUUAGAACUCACUGUUUUCAACUAAAAAUUAUUUUUUUAAAUGUAUUUUGGCAUUCACUGACACAACAAUGGCAUUUGGGGGGGGGGGGGGGGGGGGGGGGGGUUAAAAGUUAAAGUUUUUGAUAACAAUACCAUUAUCACCUCUGCAUAAAUGAUAAAAAUGCGAAUUUGUGAAAACAGAGGCAUUAUGCGCAUGCAUAUUACGUCUUCUGUCUGUAAGCAUAUAAUGUUUCUUUACAAAGUGACAACGCCAACUACUGGCAUGGCAUGCAUAAUAUAGCUUUUUUGUAGUUUUUGCGGACCCAUGUGAAUGGGGAUUGUUUUUACAUGUUUGUACAUGAAAAACGCAAAGGAAAAACUCUUCUGUUUUAAUAAAUUCUUUUUGUGUAAAUGUACCCUCAUUGUAUGAAAAACUUAAAAAAAAAAAAAAAAACCUUAUUGAAAUGUCUCUCAAACAGUCAUUGUACAUUUUCCUCAACAAAACGGAACAUCGUGAGAGUGAGUAAAAAAACUGAACUUUAAUUUUUGCGUGAACUGUCCCUUUUAAGUCUGUUAAAAAUGGUGCAUGACUUCGGAAUUAAGUGUCUCACUAAUUCUUAUCCGUCUCUUUCCUCUUCAAAAGAUGCGUUCACAGUAAGUGACUUUUGUAGCAAAUACAACA